Molecule: messenger RNA, 1321 nt
Organism: Paramecium pentaurelia
Lineage: Eukaryota; Ciliophora; Oligohymenophorea; Peniculida; Parameciidae
Source: the annotation of a GenBank genome assembly
UAAUGCCACCUAAGAAGGAUAAUAAAAAAGAAGUAAUAAAUACAUUAAAUUUAUAUUAAGUUAGUUUUAUCUGAAGAUGACGGCACUGGUAUCUUAAAAAAUAUUGUACAAUUCAAAAUUCAAUUUCAAGUUGUUACAUAAAAUAUCUAAAAUAUUGUAAUCAUGUAUGAAUGGUUAAAUGCUAAUAAUACAGAAAGAUAUGAUACAGGUCUUAUUGAUUAAUGGAAUAUGGUUUAAAGUGAACCUCAAUAGAAUCCUGAGGAUCCACCAAUUGUUACUUAUUCUUAUGAAAGAGUUUUUGAUUAAAUAAGAUUUAUUGAUUCAUUAGCAGAAGUAUUAUCAAAAAAAAAAUUAUACAUGUAUUUUGUAAAUGCAGAUGAUAUGAAAGUUAUGCAAGAAUUUUAGUUUGAUUAUAGUUUAAUGCUCAAUACUCCAAGUGUAUAUAAAUAUAUUAAUAUUUAAGUUCGAAUUUGCCUUCUCUAAAAUGAAAAUCAUGGAAAUACUAGAUUUUAAAUUUAAUAUUUAAAGUGAUAAACCAUUAUUACAUGAGUAAUUAAGGGCAAAACUUAAUCCAUUUUAAGUGGAAAUAGUAUCAUGUGAAAAUAUACCUAUUUAAGCGUAAAAAUCAUAUGAAUUAUGUUAUGUCUAAUAUGAAUUUUAUGAUGGAACUAUAAUAAAAACUGAUAUGUAAGUUUAAAUGCAAAACAUGUAUUUUAAUUCUAAACAUAUUUUUUUAUUGGGAACUAUGGAUAUUGCAAAACAUUUUGAGACUAAACCUUUAAAAUUUGAAUUGCAUGAUAAAGAUGAAAUUGUGAGAAAUGAUGUUAAAGAAGAAUUAUAAUUAUUUGAUAUUGAGAAAUGGUUAUAAAUAGAAGAAGAGAAAAACAAACCACCUGAACCUGAUUUUACAGUAGAUCCUAAAACAGGUAAAAAGAUACCAAAAAAGGAAUAAAAGAAAGACGAUAAAAAAGAAGUUAAGAAAGAAGUAAAAAAAGAUGCAAAAAAAGACAAUAAAAAAAAGGAAGUAAAAUUAGGAGAACCAAUUUUAGAAGAAUAACAAAAAAAAUAAUUUAAUAGAAAUAAUCAUGGUGUAGCAAUAAUGAAUUUAAGUGCUUUUAUACAUUCUAAUGUUAGAGAAGUGGAUUUAUUAGCUGGAAUAGUUCCAAGAAGAGUUUUUGAAGAUACUGAAUCUAAUAAUUUAGAUUUAAAUACAACUGCAAGAAAAAAUAUUCCAAAAGUAUUUACAGCUGCUAAUUAUUUGGAUUAGUAAGCUAAUAUGUAUGUUAAAUUUGAAAUGUCAAAUGCAUUAAUAAAAAAAUGA